AACAAAAGUGUCUUUUUGUUUAAUCAUUGAUCAGUUUUUCUUGUUGAUUGUUACAAUCAAUUUUUCCCACCGGUAACCAAUCAAUUCUAAAUCGACUACUAUUAACAUUAAUUAGUUAAUUAAAUUCUACUCUCUAAUACUUGUGUUCUUUUUGUUUGUAAAAUCUUUGAUUACUUUUCUUUGUUCAUUUACCAUCACAAUGGUUAACCUAAAGAGUAACAAUAAUUAUUUAAUUCCGUUGAUUGUGUUGAUUAACUUGUCUUUUAAUUUAGCCCUUAAAGGAAUUGUUCCUCUUGAUUCUCUUACAUUCGAUAAGGUUGUCAAGAAAUUCCGAGCGACUGUUGUUAAAUUUGAUAUUCAAUAUCCUUAUGGUGAGAAACACGAUGAAUUUGGUUCACUCGCCGCUUCUUUGAAAAAUAACGACGAUAUUUUGGUCGGUGAAGUUGGAAUCCAAGACUAUGGAGAGAACGAGAAUCAAGACUUAGCUGAUAAAUUCAACGUUAAAAAAGACGAUUUUCCUGUUGUGAAAAUCUUUCUCUCCGAUGAUCUUGAUCAUCCAAUUGAUUUCCCAGCAACUGAGGAUUUCAAAGCAGAUAAUUUGAAAAACUUUGUCAGGAAAAAUACUGGUAUUCGAAUUCUCCUUGAUAAAUGUUUAGGUGAUUUCGAUGCUAUUGCAGAGAAACUGAUGCGACCUGAGACAAGUAAAGACGAACAAUCUAAAUUGUUGGAAGAAGCUCAAUCUAAAGCUAGUAAAUUAUCCAAAGAUGAUGAUAAAACUGCAGAUGUUUAUAUCAAAGUGAUGCAGAAAGUUAUCGAACGUGGACCAAAAUUCGUGGAAAGUGAAAAGGUUCGAGUUAAAAACAUUAUGGACGGUAAAAUAUCCACGACCAAGAAGAAUGAGUUACAAGCUCGACUCAAUAUUCUAACCAGUUUCCUCGAAUCCAGUGACAAAUCCAAAGCCAAGAAAGAAGACCUUUAAUAUCGAAUUCUAAUCAAAAACUUCUUAUGCAAGUUGGAAAUGAAUUAAUUUCCAAUCUAAUUACCUCUAUAAUCACCCAAGAUUAUUUCACUUUUUGAUACGAAAAUUCAAUGAUAAGCAUUGAAAAUCUCUCCUCUCUCGCCAUCUAUUCCUUACAAUUAAGGAAAAACAUUCCCUUAAACAUAAAAUCAAUUCUAGUGUCAAAAAAAUUCAAACAUUCCCAAAGUCUUGAAACAAAAUCUAUUGAUACUUUUCCAGAAAAUUAUCAAUCAUCACAACAAUUAAAUUGAAAAGAGUAACAAUUAUUGUUAUUGUUUCCCAAUUUCCAGUUGCAAUGAUAAUAAAAUACAAUUAAAA
Panonychus citri (citrus red mite) is the source of this 1336-nucleotide messenger RNA. It is a transcript of the gene wbl, whose product is annotated as endoplasmic reticulum resident protein 29-like. The record is from RefSeq and is a predicted model, not a curated record. Gene Ontology annotation, biological process: protein secretion. Gene Ontology annotation, cellular component: endoplasmic reticulum lumen; endoplasmic reticulum. NCBI's taxonomy places the organism in Eukaryota, Metazoa, Arthropoda, Arachnida, Trombidiformes, Tetranychidae.